GGUGUAUUGGUUUGAUCCACUGUCAUGGCUCCCCUGACUGACACGGCUUUUUUUCUCUGUUACGGUGUCAACAUCUUUGUAAAAACCUCAAAUUAAUUCGCUUUCUUGAUCAGAAAUAGGUAUUUCAACGACUCACUUUUUUUUGUUGUAUUGUCUGUUCAUUAUGGCGGGGAGCAGCACAGCGCAGAAAACAUGGGAGCUAACCAACAGCAUGCAGGAAGUUCAGAGCAUAGAUGAAAUUUACAAAUAUGACAAAAAGCAACAACAAGAAAUCCUUGCUGCGAAGCCAUGGACAAAGGAUCAUCACUAUUUCAAGUACUGCAAGAUCUCAGCUUUGGCCCUGUUGAAGAUGGUAAUGCAUGCCAGGUCCGGUGGAAACCUGGAGGUGAUGGGCCUAAUGUUGGGGAAGGUGGACGGUGAAACCAUGAUCAUCAUGGACAGCUUCGCGUUGCCCGUGGAGGGCACCGAAACCCGAGUCAACGCGCAGGCUGCAGCAUACGAAUACAUGGCUGCUUAUAUUGAAAAUGCCAAACAGGUCGGCCGGCUGGAGAACGCUAUUGGCUGGUACCACAGUCACCCUGGCUAUGGGUGCUGGCUCUCAGGCAUCGAUGUCAGCACUCAGAUGCUCAACCAGCAGUUUCAGGAGCCAUUUGUUGCAGUUGUGAUCGACCCGACUCGGACUAUUUCAGCAGGGAAAGUCAACCUUGGCGCCUUCAGGACCUACCCAAAGGGUUAUAAACCUCCAGAUGAGGGACCGUCAGAAUAUCAGACGAUCCCCUUGAGCAAGAUUGAAGACUUUGGUGUUCACUGUAAACAGUAUUAUGCGUUGGAGGUCACUUACUUCAAGUCCUCCCUCGAUAGAAAGCUACUGGAACUCCUUUGGAAUAAAUAUUGGGUCAAUACCUUAAGUUCCUCAAGUCUCCUCACGAACUCGGACUACACCACAGGCCAGGUAUUUGACCUGUCAGAGAAGCUGGAGCAGUCGGAGGCCCAGCUGGGAAGGGGAAGCUUCAUGCUUGGCUUGGACACACAUGACAGGAAGUCUGAGGACAAACUGGCAAAGGCAACGCGAGAUAGCUGCAAGACAACCAUCGAGGCCAUUCAUGGCCUGAUGUCACAAGUCAUCAAGGACAAACUCUUCAAUCAAAUCAACACAUCUGCAAAUUAAAGCUGGACAGCAGAGGACUUGGAAUUCACCUAGAUUUCCUGUGCACGUCUAGCACUUACUGGUUUAUGUUUAACUGCUAAGGGUAAUGGUAUCUGUGAUUUCUCAUGGGAGUGAUUUUUUAAUUCAAUUUCUUUUUAUGUCCUAGAAGUACAGAUUAUAGAGGCAGGACUUGUGCAAAAAUAAAACAUGAGUUGAAUC
Labrus mixtus (cuckoo wrasse) is the source of this 1366-nucleotide messenger RNA. RefSeq names its product COP9 signalosome subunit 5 (gene cops5). The transcript is spliced from 8 exons. Gene Ontology annotation, molecular function: protein binding; metallopeptidase activity; deNEDDylase activity. NCBI's taxonomy places the organism in Eukaryota, Metazoa, Chordata, Actinopteri, Labriformes, Labridae. Gene Ontology annotation, cellular component: COP9 signalosome; cytoplasm. The record is from RefSeq and is a predicted model, not a curated record. Gene Ontology annotation, biological process: protein deneddylation. Bases 164 to 1168 code for a protein of 334 amino acids.